This is a messenger RNA of Lingula anatina, 825 nucleotides long. Its product is annotated as NHL repeat-containing protein 3-like. Gene Ontology annotation, molecular function: protein binding; ubiquitin protein ligase activity. NCBI's taxonomy places the organism in Eukaryota, Metazoa, Brachiopoda, Lingulata, Lingulida, Lingulidae. Gene Ontology annotation, biological process: proteasome-mediated ubiquitin-dependent protein catabolic process; protein polyubiquitination. The record is from RefSeq and is a predicted model, not a curated record.
CAACAAGAGACAGAUAUUAUAAAAGAGGUUCGACGAAUUAGUGGACAGUUGACAUCAGAAGCAAAAGCUCACGCCGCAGCUUACAUGAAAUCCCUCAAAGAUGAGAAAGAUAACCUUGAACUACAGAAAGUAUCCAUUCACGGCACUUGUGAGUUUGCCAAACAGCUCGUCCAAUAUGGCUCCCACACAGAGGUCAACGUACCAGACCCCAGGGGCGUCACCGUACUCAGUGAUGACAGACUGGUGGUUACAUGUGAUGAUGGAUGCCGAGUGUAUUCUUCCCCCGGGAAACAUGUCCAAACAUUUGGUCAGGGUUACAAGUCUAACCCCCAGGGUGUAACAGUGGACAACAAUGGACACAUACUUGUCUGUGACAAGAACAAUAAAUGUAUCUGUGUGUAUGACGCUGUGCAGUACAAUCUUAUUAAUAAGAUCGGUGUUCCUAUGUGUGAAGAUCCACGAUACAUUGCAGUGCUCCCAUGUCGUGACACCAUUGUGGUGAGUGACUAUGCUGGACACUGUGUAUAUGGAGUGACCCCACAGAGCGAUGUAGUGUUCAAGUAUGGUACAUCAGGGAAGAGUGGUUUAGGUGAUGGAUACCUGGACCAGCCCACGGGGGUAUGUACAGACAGCUUGGGGCACAUCUUCAUUGCUGACCCAGGGAAUAAUAGGGUGGUUGUUCUGACCUCAGAUGGCCAAUUGUUGAGAUGCAUCGUGGGUCGAGAACAGGUUUCAAAACCACGGUGUGUCACCACCGAUAACAAAGGACAGCUUGUAGUGGGCGAGCUGAAAGGCCAGGUGAAAACAUUUCGCUAUGUUCAUUGA